AUGUCCGACCCAUCUGCCAAGACACCGGCGACAGCAUCGGGUACGGCUACUACGGGUGCUACCGCUGGUCCAGCAACAUCAUCCAAACCGGGAUCGCAAGCAGCAUCGCCAGCAGCAGACGCUCCCUCGCCCGAAUCUCAGACAUCACAGACCAGUAAUCCUCAUAUUCUUCCCGCGUCGCAUUGGGCUCAGCUACCGCCUGUUAACGUGCGCGAGGAUGAUGAUUCUGCCUUUGAAGAUGCCGCCAGCUCGACCGCCUCGUUAACUGCUAGUAUCCUCGAGUAUCGAACUGUUCAUGGUCGCACAUACCAUAGCGAACGCGGUAACGCGUUAUCCUGGGGCCCCAACGAUGCUAUUCACGACGAGUCCAUGGAUAUCUUUGACUUCGCUGAUCAAUAUCCUAACGCCGAAGUGAUCGGUGUCGACGUUUCACCGCAGCAGCCGCAAUGGAUCCCGCCUAACCUGAGAUUCGAGGUAGACGACGUAACACAGCCGUGGACGUACGAGCCUAAUAGCUUCGACUAUAUCCACAUACGUUGGCUAGUAGGUGCUAUUCCAGACUGGUACGCCCUAUUUAGAGAAGCCUACCAGGCCCUAAAACCCGGCGGAUACUUGGAGAGUCAGGAAUCUUCGUGUAUGAUGACGAGCGACGACGGCACAGUUAAAGACGGGUCCCCUCUCGAUCAAUGGAGCAAGGUAUUCUCAGAGGCUGGAAAGAAGACGGGUCGCACGUUCAACGUUAUAGAAGAUGACUUGCAAAGGAAAGCGAUGGAGGCCGCGGGCUUCGAAAUUACUUACGAGACCGACAUCAAGACCGCAUUAAGUGGGUGGCCUCGAGAUGAGAAACUCAAACAGAUUGGCUUGUACACCGGGCUUGCUGUAGGACAGGACAUCGAAGGAUUUUUGACUUACUUGUGGACUAUGGUGAUGGGCUGGACGCCGGCGGAGAUCCAAGUCUAUGCUGCACAUCUACGACGCGAUAUGCGCUCGCCUAAUGUCCACGCCUAUUACCCUACGAGAAUAAUGGUUGGUCGGAAACCUUUGACGGCAGGAACUGCCUCGUGA
This is a messenger RNA of Daldinia childiae, 1065 nucleotides long. RefSeq lists its product as uncharacterized. The coding region runs from base 1 to 1065 and encodes 354 amino acids. The transcript has 6 exons. The record is from RefSeq and is a predicted model, not a curated record. Lineage: Eukaryota; Fungi; Ascomycota; Sordariomycetes; Xylariales; Hypoxylaceae. Gene Ontology annotation, molecular function: methyltransferase activity.